AUGCCAAUAAUUAUUGGACUAUGCUGGGUCGAUUUUGCAAAGUGCUCGUCGUAAUUCAAUCAAACAUUGGAAUCAAAUAAAACUUCAUAAACUUUGAAUCUAUCCAAAAAGAAGAGCUAAUUUAGAACUUAGGAGAAAGUGGUAUAAGAUUUUGAAUAAUUAAAGAUCGCUUUUGGUUCAUGCUUUGGUAUGCUGCAUUUUAAAAAUGAAAUAUUCAAGACUAUCAGAGACUAUGAUCCAAAUCUAUGGAUUUGGCUUGGUGAUGCUGCAUAUACAGAUGAUGUAGCUGCAGGGGUGUAUUAAAGUGACAACUCUAUGCCAGUUGAUUAUGUGCAGAGCUAAUUUUAGUAAACUUUAGAUGAUCCUUAUUUUCAGGAGAUGAGGAGUAAGGUUCAGGUAAUUGGAGUAUGGGAUGAUCAUGAUUACGGUUUAAAUAACGGGGACUCAACUUUUGAAAAUAAAUAAAUGAUGAGAAAAUUAUACCUUGAUUUUAUAAAUGAGCCGAAGUCAUCCUUAAGAUACACUGAGUCUCACAGAGGAGUUUAUCAAGACUAUAUUAUCUACCAUGAAGGUCUUAAAAUUCAUAUUGUGCUGCUUGAUGUGAGGUUUCAUUAUAAUGAGGAUGGUCCUAAUGAUAGACUUGGAGAAUUGCAGUAUUAAUGGCUCGAAACUAUUCUGAGAGAAAACUCUGAUUCAGAUUUAACAUUAAUUGGAUCAGGUGUGUAAAUUCUGCCUGAAAGAUAUACGUCUUAUGUGGAAUAAUUGGGUCAUCCUUCAAAAGAGAGAAUCUUAAAAAUGGUAAGAGAACUCAAGAAAAGUGGAGUUAUCUUUUUAAGUGGUGAUGUCCAUUAUGCUUAGUUCUAUCAAACUAAAUGUGAAUCUUUUACUGGCUAUAAUAUAAUGGAGAUAUGUUCUAGCGGUCUUUCUCAUUAUCUUAAGCAAGCCUGUCCAAGCAAAUUAGAGAAUUUCAUAGAAGGUCAUACACCUAAGAUUUUCAAGGAUAGUGAAAUUUACAUGAACAUAAAUUUCGCAACAAUCUAAAUCUAUAAAAAAUUUGAUAAGGAGAAUCUUAGAGAAGAUGUCUUAGUAUCAUUAACGAUCAGAGAUGAAUAGGGAUUUGCAGUAGAAGAAAGAGUAUUAUCACUCUUGAAAGAUCUCAAAUUUGACUCUACUAAAACUCGCUACUCAAGUAUGUGCACUAACAUUCAGUCAAAAGCAUAAAAGAUUUUAAUGUUUAACAGACUAAUUGAGAGCUUUAUUGUCGACAAAGAUCCCUAAUUUAUAUACCAGUUCAUUCUCCUAAUUUCAUUCGUUUGGAUAUUACCAUUGUGCAUAUACGAUUACUCUAAUGAUAUUUUUAAGAUUAUUAAGUCUCAUAACCCUGAUAUUUGGAUUUGGAAUGGUGAUGCUGCUUAUACAGAUGAUGUGUCUUAUAUUGGAUAGAGGUAACUUUUUGUAGCAUUAAUCAAUAUAAAAGAUUAUUAGGAUUUCAUAAGUGAUCCAGUUAGAAAGCCUAAAGUAAUUGGAAUAUGGGAUGAUCAUGAUUAUGGUAUUAAUGAUGGAGAUAAGAGCUUUUUGUUUAAAUAGUAGAAUAGAUAGAUAUAUCUUGAUUUCAUUUAAGAACCCUAAGACACAUAGAGACGCAUUCAAAAUGAUACUGGUAUAUUUCAGGAUUAUGUAGUUAAAUACGAAAAUAUUAGCGUGCACAUAAUUCUACUAGACUUAAGAUAUGACUUUGAUAAGCAGGGUAAAGAUAGAUUUGGAGAAAAGCAAAUAGAAUGGCUAGAUAAUUUACUAAAGAUUAAAACUGAUUUAAAAAUUAUUGUUUCAGGCAUUUAGGUUAUACCGGAUAAUUUUUUCUACAAUGAGUAGAUGCAAUCUGAAAACAAGCUUUUAUUAUUUGAUCUUAUAGCUAAAAAUUAAGUCUCUGGAGUGAUAUUUCUGAGUGGAGAUGUUCACUAUACUCAAAUAUACAAUUCAAAUUGUGAGUCAAUAACUGGAGGUUAUAAAAUGUAUGAAUUUGUAUCUAGUGGUAUGACUCAUCAUGCCAAUAUCUUCUAGUAUAGAAUUUAAGAUGAUGCACAGUUCGUAACAAGUUAGUUAUUUUCUGAGGAUCACAUAAAAGUUGACUUCAAUUUUGGGUUAAUCAAAAUAUAAAAAUCAUUUGAUGAUGUUGAACUAGAAAUUUAGAUAAGAAAUUUAUAAGAUGAGAUUAUAACAUACAAGAGAUUGUCAUUAUCAAAGUAGCUGAAGCACUAUAAAAAAAAUACAGAGUAUUAAUAAAUGUGCAGAUUAAUUCACACUAUUAUCCCUGCAAUUUUUAUCAGAAUUACAGCAGUGCUAAUAAAAUGA
Molecule: messenger RNA, 2352 nt
Organism: Stylonychia lemnae
Lineage: Eukaryota; Ciliophora; Spirotrichea; Sporadotrichida; Oxytrichidae
Source: the annotation of a GenBank genome assembly